Didymosphaeria variabile is the source of this 555-nucleotide messenger RNA. RefSeq lists its product as uncharacterized. The transcript is spliced from 2 exons. The record is from RefSeq and is a predicted model, not a curated record. Bases 1 to 555 code for a protein of 184 amino acids. Lineage: Eukaryota; Fungi; Ascomycota; Dothideomycetes; Pleosporales; Didymosphaeriaceae.
AUGCCGUGUCCGAACAACGCAAUGCUCCAUAAUCACGAGAUUGCUCUAAAAAUGACCGCCUCCGACCCAGAAGCUCCUUCCAAUGCUAGCCAGAUCUACCAAAUCCUCCUUGCAACGGCCACAGAAUUCAUUCACUGCCAAGAUCGCGACGACUCCCAGCCUACACGCAUGAACCUGAAUCGCGUCCGCGCAAUCCGUUCAACCAACUUCAUACACUCCUUCGGCCAUAACGUUCUUGUCUCCACCAAGCCCGCACUCCAAGGUGAACUCAGCGUCGAUGGCUUUCUCACUCACGUAAACAAGAUGGUUCCCAAGCUCGAUACCUGGAAUGCGCGCAUCUCGGAUAUUGUGGUUGACGAGACGAGGAAGAUGUGUGUUGUCAGAGUGAGUUACUUUAUGAAGCCCUACGGGGCUGAAGAGCCGGUGGAAAACGAUCUGGUUUGGUGGUUGUGGAUGGAGGAGGGUGGGAAAAGGGUGGAGAAGGCGGUGGAGUUUGUGGACGGGGCGGCGAUGGAGAGAAUUGGAGAGUUGAUUAUGGCUGGAUCGAAGAAAUGA